AUGGACUUUGUCUUCCCGGAGUUCGUACGUGCCUCCAACGACAUUGCUCCGCCGGCCCCGCCUCAAAAGUCACUGUGGCAGUUGGUGGUGGAGUCCGGGCCCAAUGACAUCAUUCCAGAGCGUGAUGUGCCACGACGUGCGGCGGCCAACUAUGCAAGGGAGUAUGGCAGUGGGAUGGAUGCGCACGACGGGAUGAGCGGAAUGGACGGUGAUACAGCCGCAGCGGGCGUUACGGGCUUGAAUGCCAGCACGAAUCAUGCCGCUGUUGGAUUGACCUCGCGGACCUCAUGGACUCCUGCACCGUACAUGAUUCAACAUCUUAUGUCCUCUGGGUUUGUGUCGCAGUUUGCAAUGAUGCAUGGUGUUGAGUGCUCUGCACGGCUUCCUCCGCCUCCUUGCUUGCGGCUGCAGGACCUGCAGCUCCCGCCGCUUGUGCUAUCACGUCUCCGACGACAGUUGUUUUUGCCACGUGGCAAGAAAGCGUUGAAUUUGGAUGGCCCUCAGGAUACUUUGCGACCAAAACUACGUGAGCUGCAGGAAAUUGUCUUUGGCACUGAAGCCGUGCCAUCGUCACGCGCUGGUACAGAUGGGGGCGGCAGGGAAGAAGAGGAAAAAGAUGGCCGUCAGGAUGUUGACGGGGAUGAGGAUGACCCGCGAGAGGUGUUGGGGACGAUGUCGGCUCUUCAGCAAUUUGCAGUGACGUCCAUGCUGCUGGGCCAUCACACCCUCAGCGUCGGCCCAAGAGGUACGGGGAAAAAGACGGCUGCUCUGUUGGCCACAGGGGCGCUGACGCUGGCGCGGGGAAUUCAGAGACAGGAGGAGAAGGAGGUUGGUGGUGAGAAGAAGAAUGAAACUAGUAAUGAUGGUGGAGCUGGCGAUGAGGCGAAGGUAGAGAUGAAGCACGAGCCCUCAGAUGCGUACAGGUUGCAUCCGGCUGCGCCACGAGCGAUGAUUUUGGUCAGUAGCUUCCAUGAAGUUCAGUGGUGCAAUCGGUGGCUGCAAGACGUCUUCACGGCAGGUGCGUUUAUGCCCAUGACGUUUCGUCGUGGAACGGCUGAACUCACGCCGUUGCCAGUUUUUUACGAGAGUUCGUGCGACUGGGGAGGAAAAUUGCCGCCGGAAAAAGAGGCACAACCUCCGCCGUCACCGCUACAUCCACCAAUACCACCACCAGUAGCAUUACUGCCGCUGCCGCCUAGCGAAGAGGCCCAUCAUCGUCAGCAUUUUUCAAAUGAGGAGCGCCAUGAGGAGCGUUCAUUGCACAAACGGGGGCGUGAGCACUCGCGCGGUCGCCAUCACCACCAUCGACACAGUCAUUCGCCGGCUGCCAAGGAGAGGGCAUGGAGCCGUCGUCGACGACAUCGCAGCUCCUCGCGUCAUUACUCUCGAGAACGAAGGCACCGUCGAGGCCGUAGUCACGACCGUCGCCGCGAUAAGAAGAGGCGGGGCAGCAGGCGUCAGCACCGGCAUCGCAGCGGCGACGUCAGCAGCAGUAGAAGCAGCAGACACGACAAGAAGAGGAUUAGACGCGAAAGCGGUCGGUCCCGUCAUCAUCAUCGCCACGACGACCGCCAUGGUGAGGAUUGGAUGCAAGAAUUAUCGCAUCGAAAAUCCUCCGUCGAAAAAGGGGAUUGUGUUUCUUUGGAGUGCGCAGCUGUGACAGCGGCACCUCCUCCUGCGGCAGCGCACGACACAUCGAUGGCGACAGGGCCCUGUGAGGAAAUUCCACAAUUCUUGCAGCAGCAUGUACCGAUUCUCAUAGGGACUCACCAGUCUCUUGUUGAGGCACUGCAGAUGGUACGGGGACAAGCGGAAAUACUUCCAUUGGAAUGCGUUCGAAUUGUAUGCAUCAGUGACGCAGACCGCAUGGCGCAGCCAAAUUCACAGAUGGCUGUUCCCACGUCAUGGUGGAUUUCCCUCUCGAAUGCUGUCGAUGUGGAGUGCCAGUACAUUGUGUCCGCCUCUCGGAUGUACGAUGAGGUCGAUAGAUGGCUACAGGAAACAUUGCUCCAAGAGACCCCUGACGUGGUGAAUCGCUACCGGCAACGCGACGACACGGUGUGGGAUGGGGUGCAGCACAUAAUUGAGGAGGUGUUUGUGGAUGAGGCCGAGGAAUAUGGCGCCCAACAAAUGUUUGAGCGCGUGGAGGCGGCAAAAGUGCGUCGGCUUCUUCGAAUUGUCAAGCAGCACUUUUGCUCGUCCCAUGUCAACAGCGGGGGGCACUCGGAGGUGGCGGGCUCCCAUCGUCAUACGAAUGGGUCCGCAGCGAGUAAUUCCGAGACGCCCCUCACAUCUUCGGUGGGUCGCAUGGUCGUUGUGGUCUCGUCGCGAAAGGAACAGGAAUCGGUGUUUCCGCAGCUACUGACCGGACUGCGGGAAACUGACGCACGUGUCCUCUGCACCUGCCAGCUGGGGGAUUUCCAACGGGGCGAAGCUGACGUGCUAGUGACGUACGACUGGAUGUUGUGCGUUGCCAGUGACGAUGGCGGCAUGAAGAACCGCCCUGUAGACGUUGUUGUCAACUUCGGCUUUCCGCGUGCGUUGAUGGCGCCAGGGAAGGAGGAGAGCCUCCUGGAAUGUCUCGUCAUACGGACCCGCACGCUGCUCCACCACACCGCGGCCAGGGACACUGUGCAUGAGAAGGACGUUGAAAGUUUUUUUUUUGAGAGGAGGGACGCGCCCGUCGUGAGGACGCAGCCGACCGUGUUGACACUUUUGACGGAGCGCCAAGUUCAUGGACGGUUUGGGAGGCUUCUGACAUCACGUGCCCAGGCGAUGUUGUCCAUGUGA
Trypanosoma cruzi is the source of this 2790-nucleotide messenger RNA. RefSeq lists its product as uncharacterized. The transcript has a single exon. The coding region runs from base 1 to 2790 and encodes 929 amino acids. NCBI's taxonomy places the organism in Eukaryota, Euglenozoa, Kinetoplastea, Trypanosomatida, Trypanosomatidae. The record is from RefSeq and is a predicted model, not a curated record.